Molecule: messenger RNA, 1746 nt
Organism: Phlebotomus papatasi
Lineage: Eukaryota; Metazoa; Arthropoda; Insecta; Diptera; Psychodidae
Product: cytochrome P450 4V2-like
Exons: 6
Coding region: 94-1596 (500 amino acids)
Molecular function (GO): monooxygenase activity; oxidoreductase activity, acting on paired donors, with incorporation or reduction of molecular oxygen; heme binding
Source: RefSeq, a predicted model, not a curated record
GUGCUUUCUGGGGACAAGUCAGUUAUUUUACAUCGCUCGACGAUUUUUCACCUCAGGAAUUGUGCUAAAGGAAAAGAUAGGAAGAGGUCCAAGAUGGGUUUUCUCUUGCCUUUUAUACUCACAUCAGCUAUAUUAGUGAUAUUGGCGUCAAUUAAGGAAAUCCGAAAAUAUCUCCGUGCGUGGUGGAAAUUGCGGAAAUUACCCAGAAUCAAAGGAUAUCCAUUCUUUGGAAAUGCACUCUCAUUUAUUGGACGUGAUCAAGAAGAUUACCUAAGCAUUCUAAUGAACAUUGUGAAGGAUGUGAAAGAACCAACGAGAAUAUACUUAGGACCUCAACUCUUUGUUGUGAUUUCAACGCCCGAUGAUGUGAAAACCCUCACAAUGAGCACAGGUUGCCUCAACAAAUUGGAUGUCUAUCGAUUUUUCCAUUGUCCAACGGGACUUGCUACAUCACCAGGUCCCAUCUGGAAAACUCAUCGGAAACUGUUAACGCCAUCAUUUAACACACAGACGAUUCAGACAUUCCUACCAAUUUUCAAUGACAAGGCUAAGAUACUGCUCUCUAAUCUCAAUAAACACGUGGAAGUAAGCGAUCGCGACUUCCUUAAAUACAUUUACUAUUGCACACUUGAGAUGAUUUGUGAGACAACUCUUGGAUACAACAUCGACGUGCAGAACGGAAAGAAUCUUGAUUAUUUUAAUGCAGUUGACACACUGGUCAAAAUUAUUGGCAAAAGAUUCUUCCAAGUUUGGUACUAUUUAGAUUGGAUCUACAUGAGAUCCAAACAGUAUAUGGAAGAGUGCAAAUAUUUCAAUGUGGCCUACAAACUCUCAAAUGGCGUAAUUGAAGACAAAAAGCAAGAAUACCUCACAGAAAUGUCCAAUGAUAGCUAUGGAAAACCUCAAAUCUUGAUUAAUCGACUUAUUAAGUUAUUUCUCGAUGGGGAUUUUACCCAGGACAAUGUUAAAGAUGAAGUGGAUACAAUGAUUGCUGCUGGUCACGAUACUUCUGCCCUUACACUAUCAUUCACCCUCUUGAUGCUGGCUAUACAUCAGGAUAUCCAGGAGAAAGUACUACAGGAAAUUCUAAACGUUAAUCCCAUCCCAGACGCCGAAAUGACAUUUGAAGAUGCAGGAAAACUCUCCUACUUGGAGAUGGUGAUAAAGGAAACAAUGAGAUUAUUCCCUAUUCUACCCAUUAGUGGACGGAUUAGUACAGAAGAUAUUAAGUUUUCAAAUGGUGUGGUUCCUGAAGGAACAAAUUUGCUUCUGUUGAGUUAUCGACUGCAUCGCAGUGAAAAAUUCUGGGGACCAAAAGCCAAUGAAUUCUAUCCAGAACAUUUCCUUCCUGAAAAUGUAGCCCAGAGACAUCCUUACAGCUAUGUGCCAUUUGGCGGAGGACUUCGGAAUUGCAUUGGCAACAAAUACGCUAUGCUUUCAAUGAAAACCAUCAUUUCAGUUUUUCUCAAAAAUUUCCGAGUAACCGCAGACGGAGUAACGAUGGCAGAUGUUAAACCUAGUAUGAUCACAACAAUGCAAGUGAAACAAACGAAAAGCAUGAGGAUCACGCGAAGAAAAUUGUCUGGAAGUAUUUAAAAUACCUGUUUCAAAUUAUUUUCUAGCGAAGUAUAGAAAACCGGAAAAUGUUGAAAAAAGAAAACUAGCACAGAACAGAAAAAAAUGGUUACAAUUUUUUUUUCAUGUGAAAUGUUUGUAAUAAAAAAGCAUUAUUGUGGUACAUUCUCA